CUGUUCGAUUUCGAUCUCCCCCUUUGUUCUGUCCUUUUCUCCUGAAGCGAGCAAAAGGCGAUAAAUUUAGCCGAACUUCACUUCCGGCGAGAAUCGGAGGCCGAUACCCUUCUCGGGUUCUCUCCCUUUUGUAUUGGGUUUGUCUCUAUUGUUCUUAAUUUGGAAGAAGUUGUUGUCUUGUAACUUGUUCUCCCCCCCCGAGACAAAACAGAAGCCGAGUUCUACACCCACGAAGUAGCUGAGGCUUCCGUAACUAUACAGACAUCCUUAAUUUCGUGUUUUUUUUGUUACGAAUUUGGUAUGAACCGAAAAAAACGAGAACUCCCUGAAUCUCCCUCCAGCUCGGACCCUCCUCCUCCUCCUCCUCUCCGACACCAAAAACUCAAUCCCGAAGGUGAUUCUCAGUUUUUGGAUGAUGAAAACACAACGAACUUUACCCGAAGAGUAGCUGAACACUACAGCCGGAGGACGAACCAAACUUUGGAGGAGCGAGAAGCAAGUCCUAUCAUUCAUUUAAAAAAACUUAACAACUGGAUUAAGAGUGUCUUGAUCCAGCUUUAUGCUCGCCGAGAUGAUGCUGUUCUGGACCUUGCGUGUGGGAAGGGUGGUGAUUUAAUCAAGUGGGAUAAGGCGAAAAUUGGGUACUAUGUUGGUGUUGAUAUCGCUGAAGGCUCGAUAGAAGAUUGUCGCAAACGGUAUAAUGGUGAUGCAGAUCAAAAUCAACGUCGUAAAAAGUUCAGUUUUCCUGCUCGUCUAAUUUGUGGGGAUUGUUUCGAGAUUGAGUUGGACAAAAUUCUUAAAGAGGAUGCUCCUUUUGAUAUCUGCAGUUGCCAGUUUGCUAUGCAUUACUCUUGGACUACCGAGGAACGUGCAAGGCGAGCCUUGGAAAAUGUUUCAGCUUUACUACGCCCUGGAGGCAUCUUUAUCGGAACAAUGCCAGAUGCCAAUGUUAUAAUUAAAAAGCUCAGAGAAGCUGAAGAAUUGACGAUUGGUAAUAGUGUAUACUGGAUUCGUUUUGACGAAGAGUAUUCUCAAAAGAAGUUUAAAGCUAGUAGUCCCUUCGGCAUCAAGUACCUGUUUCAUCUAGAGGAUGCUGUUGAUUGCCCCGAGUGGAUAGUUCCCUUUCAUGUCUUCAAGUCUUUAGCAGAAGAGUACGAUUUAGAGCUUGUACUGGUCAAGAAUUCACAUGAGUUCGUGCAUGAGUACAUGAAAAAGCCAGAGUUCGUGGAACUAAUGAGGCGGCUUGGUGCCUUGGGGGACGGUAACCAAGAUCAGAGCACGUUGUCGGCGGAUGAGUGGGAAGCCGCCUAUCUCUACCUCUCGUUUGUCCUGAGGAAGAAAGGGCAAUGGGAUGGGGCUCAAGCGAGAGGGCGUAGUAGGAAGAACGGGAAAAUGCAUUUAAAAGAGGAUGACAUUUCUUACAUCAGAUCAAGCAGCGAGACUUAGUGUCUCUAACACAAAAAAAAAUGUUUCAUCAAGUGAGAAGAGACAUGUUCUUGUAAUCUCUCUUUGUUGUUGUUUUGGUCCGUUUUUAUAAUGUUUUUUUUUUUCAAUUUAAUAUUGAAUUUCGACAAAAUAGAUAAUAGAAUUGUGUCGGAAAGGAUUGGAAGAUGUACAUUUGCCUCGAACUAUCUUGAUGGCGUCAUUGUUAUAUUUCGUUUGAGGUCGAAAUGCAAACACAUGUAUCAAUCUCUCAA
Molecule: messenger RNA, 1697 nt
Organism: Tarenaya hassleriana
Lineage: Eukaryota; Viridiplantae; Streptophyta; Magnoliopsida; Brassicales; Cleomaceae
Product: mRNA cap guanine-N7 methyltransferase 1
Exons: 13
Coding region: 301-1446 (381 amino acids)
Biological process (GO): 7-methylguanosine mRNA capping
Cellular component (GO): nucleus
Molecular function (GO): mRNA 5'-cap (guanine-N7-)-methyltransferase activity
Source: RefSeq, a predicted model, not a curated record